Molecule: messenger RNA, 3837 nt
Organism: Effrenium voratum
Lineage: Eukaryota; Dinophyceae; Suessiales; Symbiodiniaceae
Source: the annotation of a GenBank genome assembly
AUGGCUCGGGUUGCGGUGACUGGAGCCUUCAGCUACUCGGGGCGGUACUUGGCGAAGCGCCUGCUGGAGCAAGGCCACACGGUGGUGAACCUCUCCAGCCGCCCACAGCAACUCUCCUCUUCCGUCGCUUUCAGCGACGCCGAGCUGCGGCGGGUGGAGCAGCGCCCACUGAGCUUUCGGGAGGAGGAGGUGACAGACGCGCUCAAGGGCUGCUCGGUGCUUUGGUGCACCUACUGGAUACGCUUCGAGAAGGACGGCGACACCUUCGACCGCGCGGCGGCGCGCUGCGCCAGCUUGUUCGCAGCUGCGAAGAAGGCCGGGGUGCAGCGGGUGGUUUUCACCAGCCACACUCAUGCCACAGAGCAGUCGCCCUACCGCUACAUCGCGGGGAAGGCCAAAGCCUGCAGCGCCCUGCGCAGCUCGGGGCUGAGUUUUGGCAUCGCAAGGCCCUGCGGCAUCUUCGGGGACUCUGCAGAGGAGUCCGUCUUGAUGAACAACGCAGCCUGGGUGUUGCGUCGGAGCCCUUUGUUUCUGCUCGCGGGCAGUGGCGAAGAGCGGUUUCAGCCCAUCCACGUCCGGGACAUGGCAGAGCUCUUGCUCCAGAUGGGGCACCUCGGAAAUGAGGACGCUCCAAACGAAGAGUUGGACGCCUGCGGCCCUGACGCCCCCCAUGCGGUGGACUUGUUCCGGGCGCUGGCAAAGGCCACGGGCAGCUGGGCACUGGUCGGCGCCCCCCAGGUCUUGUCGACUGGCCUGGUGACCAAACUGACGCAGCCCAUCAACUGGUACACUGGGGACAUUUUGCUCGACAAAGACGACCUGGACUUGCUGUGCUCAGGCCUCACAGUGGCGGAGGCGCCUUCGGACCCCCGGAUCCGCGAGCGCCGGAGCCUGCUGCAAUGGAUCGAGCAGCAGGGGCCACGGCUGGGCCAGCGCUAUGUCUCCUCGAUGCAGAGAUACUACUACCAGCGCUGCGCCAUCGCAGCGGUGGUGGGCCUGGUGCUUUGCUUCUCUGGGAGCUCGCCGCCGCUCUCGCCGGCGCCGCUGCGGCCGAGUCGGCCGAAGCAGCUUCGGCCAAGGCAGAUGUCGGCCGGGGUCCUCCGCAAGCCGCUGCUGGCCGAGCCGGCCUGGUCGGAGGCGGCCUCGGCGGAGAGUUCUGUGGACGUGCCGCCCCCGGAGCCGGCGGAGGUCGAGAAGUCCUUGGAGCGGGAAGCGCGUGGCACCUGCGAACUGCUGCUGAGCUUGGCGAGUGGCCGGGAUUGGGUGCUUCUAGGCUUCGGCCUUCUACUGGUGGGCAGCAGCAAGACCGUGGGCUUCCUUGCGCCCUUCGCUUUGCGCAUCGCGGUGAACUUCCUGAGCCAGCGGCAGCUGCAGGGCAUCAGCUGGCUCCUCAUCUUCGCGGGCCUCAAAGGUCUAUCCCAGGCCUUGAACAACAGCAAGACGGCCGUGCAGGCGAUGAUCGCGCGGCCCAUGGGAAGGCGCCUGGCCCAGCGCUUGCUGCAGAAGCUGCUGGCGCUGGACUUGCAGUUCCACGCCCUGCGCAAGACCGGGGAGGUGCUCCGCAAGUUGGAACGCCCCCCGCGCGCGGUGGACACUCUGCUCCGCGCACUGCUGUUCACGCUGGUGCCCAUCGCCUAUGAGUCCAUCGUUGUUCUCUUCCUGCUGCUCGAAAAAGCAGGCAUGGAUGUGGCGGUCACCGUGCUUUGCACUGUCACGGCCUACUUCCUCUUCACCACCUACAUGAGUUUGAACUGGGUGGCGCAGGCUCGGCGCUCCGAGAACCGCUUCGACGACGCCCAGGCCACAGCGGCCCACGAUGCCCUGGUGAACUGCGAGUCGCUGCGGGUCUUCUGCGCGGGGCCCAAAGUGCACCGGCGCUUCACGCGGCUCUGGCGGGGCUUGCAGAAGGGUCAGAUCUCCUCGGACAUGGCGGCCACGGUGCUCGCCACAGGCCAGCAGGCCAUCACUGCGUCGGGCCUGGCGGUGGCACUGCUACUGGUGGCACGGCGCGUGUGCUUGGGAACCGCCUCAGUGGGUGACGUGCCCAUGGUGCAAGGCCUCAUCUCCCAACUCUGGGCGCCGCUGCAGUUCCUGGGGUUCUACAUCCGGCAGGCGCGCCAGGCGCUGGUGGACCUCGAGGAGGCGCGGGCGCUGCUGGCGCAGAGGUCCUCGGACCUGGAGCUCGCGGAGCUCGCCCUCAGGACUCCGGACAGCGAGCUACACAACCUGCCACCCUCCGUGCCGGGAUGCCCGCUGGUAGAGUUUCAAGAUGUGUGGUUCCGGUACCAGCAGGACCUGCCAUGGGUGAUCAAGGGCUUGUCCUUCCGCAUAGAGCCAGGGGCCUUCGUGGUGGUGGUGGGCCCCUCCGGCGGCGGCAAGAGCUCCCUGGGCCGCUUCAUCCCCCGGCUGCUGGACGCGCAGCGAGGCAGCGUGUUGUUCAACGGGGUGGACGUGCGCCACGCGGAUCUGCAGGAGCUGCGGCAGCGCUUGGCGGUGGUGCCUCAGGAUGUGGUGGUCUUCAACACCACGCUCCGUCAGAACCUGGCCCUCGCAGACCCACACGGAAGCCGCGGAACGGAGGAACGUCUCCAGGAGGCGAUCCGCGCCAGCGGGUUGGAGGAUGCGCUGGGCGAGGGCCUCACCAUGCACUCGGUGGUGGGUGAGCGCGGCUUGCGGCUCAGUGGCGGUGAGCGCCAGCGCCUGUCCUUCGCCCGUGCGCUGCUGCGCUCCGACCACGCGGAGCUGCUGAUCUUGGACGAGGCCACUAGCGCGCUGGACGCCCAAACAGGGCGCUUCCUGCUGCAGAGCCUGCAGGCCUUGCGCGAGAAACGGUUGAACCCCCCGGCCAUCUUGGCCAUCACCCACCAGCUUCAGAUGGCCAAGGAGGCAGAUCAGGUGCUGGUGCUCCAAGACGGGGCUGUCCAGGACGUUCUUCCGAUUUUCCGCCGCGAUGUUCCGCCGAGACCGGUCGGUUUUCCCAUCGAGGAGCAAGGCACACACGACCAGCUCCUGGCGAAGGGAGGGGCCUAUAGCGCCCUUGCGGCCGCAGCGCAAGCGCGCGAAGGGGGCAGCUCCAGCUUCUCUCAGGUGAAGCAGUCCAUGCAGGGAAUGCUGUCACGCCUUCAGGGGGCCUCUCGAGAGAAUGCUUCGGAGCUGAGCCAGGAGCUGCAGGGCCUACAGAAGGACCUUACGCAGAUCUUCCCCGGCCUGGAGUCGGACGCUACUGCGGCGCUCGAGCCGCUGCAGGAGCUGAAGAAGGCCUACCAGAAGUGCCUUUCGGAGGGCGCGCUCGCGGCAUCGAAGUGCCUGGGCUUGCCCUUCAGCGUGGGCGACUCCAUUGCCUCCGCGGUGAAUCGCCUCUCCGCCCCGCGAUUGCGCGUGGCACUGGACGCUUUGCUGCUGCGUGCGGGGGUGGAGCUGGCCAGGGAAGACCCUUUGGCGCAGAGGCUCAUGUCCGCGGUGAUCAGAGCUGCUAGCCGCAGCAUCGGCAUCGCCGCCUCCUGCUUCGCGGAGGCCCGGCUCGGCGCGCUGUCCAAUGCGCGUCUCGGUGGGCAAAUGGCGGUGGCAGGGCUCAGCCGCUACCUCCUCAGGCACGGGCACCUGCAACAGGAGGUGGCCCGACCAGUGCAGGUGCCUUUGGAGUGGGCGCUCUGCCUCGCAGGUCUCUACUGGCAGUUCCUGCGCAGAGGGCCGGCCUCGCUGCUCUACGGAUUCCUUUGGGGAAGCUGGGGCAUCAGCCGCACCGCCAUGGUGCUGCUUGGUCUGCCAUUGAUCCUGGAGUCCUGGCUUCAGGCCUCGGUCGCGGCGAACCGCGCCGGCCUACUGGAUGGUGACUGA